This is a messenger RNA of Nicrophorus vespilloides, 1617 nucleotides long. Its product is annotated as cytochrome P450 4d2-like. NCBI's taxonomy places the organism in Eukaryota, Metazoa, Arthropoda, Insecta, Coleoptera, Silphidae. The record is from RefSeq and is a predicted model, not a curated record. The transcript is spliced from 7 exons. Gene Ontology annotation, molecular function: heme binding; monooxygenase activity; iron ion binding. Bases 29 to 1510 code for a protein of 493 amino acids.
CUAACUAUUUGUGACAGUAUUUUUAAACAUGCUGCUGCUGUACGUAAUCGUUGUAGUUACGCUCUUCCUGGUUAUCAAACGAUACAAGUAUUUGAAGCAAUUCCGUAAUUUCAGUGGACCUCCACCAUUACCGAUUAUUGGGAAUUAUCUGUUUUUGAAAAGAAAUACGAAAAAUAUUGAUAUUUUCAACGAAUUUCCUGCGAAAUAUGGAAAGACCGCAAAAAUAUUCACCGGCUUGCGACUGAGCUUGCUAACGACUGAUGUGAAACUGUUGGAAGUAGUCAUGAAUUCAUCAAACUUGAGAAAUAAAUCAGACGAUUACAUUAUGCUAUUGAGUCGAUGGCUGGGCGAUGGUCUUCUCAUCAGUUCAGAUGAUAAAUGGCGAUCGCGCAGGAAGAUCCUAACACCAGCUUUCCAUUACAAGAUCCUGGAGGAUUUCAUCGAGGUGUUCGAAUCGAGAGGAAAGUUCCUGAUCGACAAUCUGCUGAAAGCCUCCAGCGAGGAUUGCGUGAAUGUGCACACAAUAGUUAGUCUCUAUACGUUGGACGUUAUAUGCGAUACUGCGAUGGGAACAGCCGUGAACGUCCAGUGCAACCCCGAUCACAAAUACAUGGAAGCGAUAAAAAUGAUGCAGGAUAUUGCAGUGGUGCGCAUGAUACAUCCGAUUUAUAGAACCGAAUGGACGUAUAAGUAUACAAAUCUUUAUAAAACCGAGUUGGAAGCUCUGGAAACCAUUACCAGCUUCAGCCUCGGCAUUAUUGAGAAACGGAGAAAAUUUUUGGAGUCACGUCAUUCCGAUGAUGAAGAUGAAUGCGACGAGUUUGGUAAACGUAGGAAGAUGACCUUCAUGGACAUCCUGUUGAAGAGUACUAUUGAUGGUAAACCAUUGACCAACGAAGAGAUUCGCCAGGAAGUUGAUACUUUUUUAUUCGAAGGACAUGAUACUACUUCAGCGGCAAUAAGCUUCACCUGUUACAACCUCUCAAAGAACCCGGAGGUGCAGAAACUAGCGUACGAGGAAAUUUGUCGCGUGUUACCAACAGAUCGCGCAGUUACAAUCGAAGAUCUUCAAAAUUUAAAAUAUUUGGAGAUGGUAAUUAAGGAAUCUCUAAGGCUGUAUCCAUCAGUCCCGUUUCAUGGACGAGUAGUAGGAAAAGAAUUUGAAUACAAUGGAACCAAGUUUCCAAAGGAUUUAAUGAUAACCAUAAACCAGUACACUUUGCACAGAGAUCCUGUUGAAUUCCCGGAUCCCGAGAAGUUUGAUCCUUUGAGGUUUACAGCUGAUAAACAGUCUAAACGCCAUCCGUUAGCUUACAUUCCUUUCAGCGCCGGUCACAGAAAUUGCAUAGGUCAAAAAUUUGCUAUGCUUGAGUUGAAGACGGCCAUAUCCAAAGUGAUCGAGAACUUCGAGUUACUUCCUGUACCUGGAUACAAACCACUACUAAUUUCCAAGAUCACGUUAACGUCAGAGAACGGAAUCUGCGUUAAGUUGAAACCCCGCAGCUGUUGAUUCUCUAUAGUUUUGAAAAAAGAAAUAAAAUUUAGCUAUUACUAUUUGUAGAUAUUGAUUGCUUCAGAAUUAUUUGCCGAGAUUCAGGAAAUUCGAGUCGGAAUUAG